This is a messenger RNA of Ostertagia ostertagi, 1209 nucleotides long. The record is from the annotation of a GenBank genome assembly. NCBI's taxonomy places the organism in Eukaryota, Metazoa, Nematoda, Chromadorea, Rhabditida, Trichostrongylidae.
AAGGGUUCUCGAUCUCAAAAUGCGAGCCCAGUUCUUGGAUCACAAGGACCAGCUCCAGCAGGCUCCUCAUACAGCUCCGGCCCACCUAAGCGCCUCUUUGCUGGCUCAUCCAAUUCGUCCGGUGGGGUAUCCUCGAAUGCGAACGCCUCAUCGGGCUCAACUACGGGUGCCAACCAACGUGGAGCGACGACAUCAGACUGCGGCUCUGAGUACACUCGCUCACUUGAUGACAUUGCUAAUAAUAGCCUUGCGCGGUUAGAGAGUAAAACCGAAGGCUCAAUCAAGUUGAACAUACCUAACCUAUCCAAUUUACGAGCAAAGGUUAACACAUCAUUUCACCACAUCGCGAAUUUGCCAUGGCGUUUGGCUGCAAAAACGGAGUGCACCAAGCGAACAUCGCACGUGAAGUUUUUCUCCGUGUACAUCGACUGCAAUCCGGAAAGUGAAAGCACAUUAUGGUCCUGUGACGCAAUCGUCGAAUUCCGUCUGCUCUCACAACGUCCCGAUGUGCCGCAUUUUUCGCGACAGUUCACAAAUAAGUUCAACUUCAAUUCGAAUAACUGGGGAUUUCCAUCGUUCAUGGAGUGGGGAGAUAUUCUCAAUGUCGACAAGGGAUACGUGAAAGGUGAUCGCGUAGUGGUCGAGGCUCGGAUAACCGUACAGAAAGUCGUUGGAGUGAGGAAAAAUCCUCACUUCGAUUUUCUGUCUCAAGAACCUCACACCUCUGAUGCUGUACUUGUCAUUGAUGGCGUUAAAUUGCACGUUAGCAAGACGUACCUUUCGCUGUACUCUCCAGUUUUUUAUGCGCUGUUCUUCGGGAAAUUCAGUGAGAGGGAUAAGCGAGAAAUUCCUGUAGAAGACGUUAUACUGGAUGAGUUUGUCGAACUUCUCAACGUCGUCUAUCCUAGCCAUAAGCCAGUCUCCACUGACAAUGUGGAGUUCCUUUUGGAAUUGGGCGACAAGUUCGAGAUACAAUUCGUGAUUGACGAAUGUGAGCGGUUCCUGAUUUCCACUGAAGACAUCCCCAUCGUAACAAAGCUUGUCUGGGCGGAUCAGUACUGUCUAGCGAAAUUGCAGGACGCAUGCGUUCGUACGUUCAAAUGUGUGAACGACAUCAAAGGGUUGAAACUUACUGAAGAGUACAAGAACCUCAGCGAUACCACGAAGGCAGCGUUAUUAGAGAAGAUAUUCAAAAUUCUAAAGGAUUAG